Coccinella septempunctata (seven-spotted ladybird) is the source of this 609-nucleotide messenger RNA. RefSeq lists its product as uncharacterized. NCBI's taxonomy places the organism in Eukaryota, Metazoa, Arthropoda, Insecta, Coleoptera, Coccinellidae. The coding region runs from base 1 to 609 and encodes 202 amino acids. The transcript has a single exon. The record is from RefSeq and is a predicted model, not a curated record.
AUGAGCAUCUCGAUAUCGAAAACCAAGUCGUUGACCAUCAGCAAGGAACCGAUACGAUUCAAACUAGCACUAAACGACCAACCAAUCGAACAAGUGAUGAGUUUUGAAUACCUGGGGAUAAUAGCUUCAAGCAGCCGAAACACAUAUGACGAGGUGAAAGCACAAGUGAAUAAAGCAGCAAGAGUGUCUGGCUGUCUGCACAGUACUAUUUGGAAAAACAAAUGCAUGUCGAUAACCAGCAAGGCAAGGAUCUACAGAACAGCAGUGAGGCCCAUCCUCACCUACGCAGCGGAAACGAGAGCGGACACUAGCCGGACGAAAAGAGCACUACGAACAACCGAAAUGAGGACCCUUCGAGCGAUCGCAGGCGUUACACUGUGGGACAGACAGCGAAGCAGUGAGAUCCGGGAGCGGUGCGAUAAUAUGCCAGAUGUCGUAAGGUGGUCACGAGGGAGAAGAAGAGAAUGGAGACAGCAUGUAGAGAGGAUGCAGGACGAUAGACUCGCCAAAGCCGCAUACAAGGAGAAACCGAACACAACUAGACCCUUAGGAAGACCACCGAAGAGAUGGGCUGACUCCUGGACUUCAUCGUCACAGGACAUCGAAUGA